AUGGACGCCCAAACGCUGAAAUCGCGCGGAAAUGAACUUUACCAGCGCGGCAAGUUCGGUGCCGCCAUCGAGGCGUACACGGAAGCCAUCACGUGCGACCCGCGGUGGACGGUGCUGUACAUCAAUCGCGCGCUGUGCCAUCGGAAGAAGAAGGAUUGGGCGAGCGUGAAAAGGGACUGCGAGACGGCGCUACACUUCGAACGGAACAGCGUGAAGGCGCUGUAUAUGCUUGGCUUAGCGUUGAUCGCGGAAAAAAAGUUCACGGACGCGGCUAAGUCGCUACAACGCGCGCUGGAGGAGGCGCGAGAGAGCGGGGACAUGAUUCAAGACGACGUGUGGCGAGAACUCGCGAGGGCGAAAUAUUUAGAGUGGGAGCUGUUAGCGAGCGAUCGAGAUCGAAGAUACUCGCACUUAGAAAAUAGUGUGCGAAAUUUCAGCUCGCAGCUCGAUGCAGAGGACGUGAGUACGAUGGGGGAAGUGAUUGCUUGCGCCCGCGCGCCGGAUGACCGCUCGUGCGAACCGCCGGACGCGUUCUGUUGCAAAUUAACCUUUGAGGUAUUUCGCGAUCCGGUCAUCGCGCCGAGUGGUCAUAGCUACGAACGAUUGGCGAUUUUACAGCAUUUGAAAAUCUCUCAGUUCGACCCAAUCACGAGAGAGCCGUUGCGGCCUGAGCAGCUAAUCUCAAACGUCAAUUUGAGAAACGCGAGCCACGCUUGGCUGUCCACGCACGCUUGGGCAUUCGGAGACAUCGUCCGACCGAAUGCACCUUUAGAAUAG
This is a messenger RNA of Ostreococcus lucimarinus CCE9901, 777 nucleotides long. RefSeq lists its product with no specific name. Gene Ontology annotation, biological process: protein polyubiquitination; positive regulation of proteolysis; cellular response to misfolded protein. The coding region runs from base 1 to 777 and encodes 258 amino acids. Lineage: Eukaryota; Viridiplantae; Chlorophyta; Mamiellophyceae; Mamiellales; Bathycoccaceae. Gene Ontology annotation, molecular function: protein-folding chaperone binding; ubiquitin protein ligase activity. The record is from RefSeq and is a predicted model, not a curated record. Gene Ontology annotation, cellular component: cytoplasm. The transcript has a single exon.